This is a messenger RNA of Schistocerca americana (American grasshopper), 1166 nucleotides long. RefSeq lists its product as uncharacterized. Lineage: Eukaryota; Metazoa; Arthropoda; Insecta; Orthoptera; Acrididae. The transcript is spliced from 4 exons. Bases 134 to 841 code for a protein of 235 amino acids. The record is from RefSeq and is a predicted model, not a curated record.
UGUGUGUGUGUGUGCGCGCGCGCUCGUGCGCUGGUCUGCAGUGGCCGAAGCGCUAACCCGCUCGCUGGCUGUUGUUGUAAGCGGUUAUUCACAUCGGCCACUCACUUCUCGCCGAACAGAAAGCGAGUAGAGAAUGAGACGGGGAGAGACGGAGAGGAAGCGCAGAGGCAGGGGCGGCACGCAGAGGGCGCUGGCGGCGUGCGUGCCGUGUGUUCUGUGGGUGCUGCUGGCAUCCGCCGUGGGGGCCGCCACUGUCGCCGACCCUGCAGCGGACGCCUCGCACGCCACGCGCUGGCUGGACCAGCUCGUCACGCCGCUGAGAAACGUCUCUCUGUCACAGAUACUCGGCCGUUGGUUUGAAGUAGAAGAAGUGCGAAAUUUUGCUCUGCAACCAAUAGACCUUUGCGAGACAUUCGACUUUUUCCGGAGUUCCGACAAUGGCACCGUGUUGUUGAACCAGUCCCUCAGCAGGGGCUCUGAAUCGUUCGACCUGAAGGAACUGACAGUUCUGCCCGACGCUUCCUGGAUGGUUAACAGAUACCAGGUGGGAUACAAGGUGCUAGACUUAUCCGCUGACGGCGGCUUCCUGUCGCUGGCCUCGUGCAACAAGUUCGCCCAGCAGUGCUACGGCGUGAUCCUGGCGCGCGACUUCAACGUCACGGGCCGCGACGCCGAGCUGCUGGCGGCUCACCACGGCCUGGCGCGAGCCGGCCUCAACGACACCGCGCUGGGCCACCGCCAGCACCCCGACGCCUGCAGCCCGGGAGGGGUGGGAGCAGGCUCUGGCGCCGGCGGAGGCGCGGGGGACGCCGCUCUGCAGCCCGUGCGCUACGACGUCUGACGGCUGACCGCCGCCGCGCCGCUGCCGGCUGCCAACAGGUGGUCCACCCGCGCCCUCAAAACAGCAGCACGCAGUACUUGCUGUUACAGCAGGUGUCGUUUUCACUAUUGCUGCAGUUCGUGCUGCUCGAAUCACAAGAUACCUAUCUCUAGGCAAAUUAAAUUUAGAACUAUCAUUAAUAAUGCGUGUAUGUCGUGAAAACAGAUUUUGGGGCCAUCUGUCCACAUACAACCAUUUUAUAGUUCGGCUGUACUUGCUAACUCUGAAUCUCGCACCGAAAGCGCUGUAUAAUAGAUCUGAAAUAAAAUGGUCUGUUUUACUAGUA